Messenger RNA from Puccinia triticina, 2955 nucleotides. RefSeq lists its product as uncharacterized. Bases 1 to 2955 code for a protein of 984 amino acids. Gene Ontology annotation, molecular function: RNA binding. Lineage: Eukaryota; Fungi; Basidiomycota; Pucciniomycetes; Pucciniales; Pucciniaceae. The record is from RefSeq and is a predicted model, not a curated record. Gene Ontology annotation, biological process: mRNA splicing, via spliceosome. The transcript has 9 exons. Gene Ontology annotation, cellular component: nucleus.
AUGACCAUGUAUCAUCGACACUCGAACGAAAACAUCAGACAGUCUCGUCCAUUCGACUACGAUCGCUCUGCAAUUAACCCGGCCUUCCAGGACAGACUGCCACUCAGACCAGACGAACGACACCACCACCACCAUCAUCAGCAUCCAGCAGCAGCAGCAGUAGCCAGCGCACACCCACAGUACCACCAACACCAUCAUAGCCAAACACACCCGCAUCAGCCGUUCGAACAACGAAGACAUCCGUCCUCCUAUCACCAUCAUCACCAGAGUAGCACAAGGACGGUCAGCAGCACAGCCGAUAAUCGAUUUCAUUCACCAGCCAUCGAGAGAUUCCCUCGCUCAUCCCAGCCUACUAGCGCACCCACUUCCCGUACAAUAGACCGUCGAAUCGAUUACUCAGAGAGAACCAUCCAAGCAAGACAGUCGACCGCCAGCCAAAUCCCUAACUCAAGCUUUGAAGACUCGAGAAGGACCUAUGAUGACUCGAGGAAUAGCAGCAGCAAUAAGAAUCACAGCAAGGCUUACGAAGACCACCCUAGAGAGGCUCAUCUGACGACGACCAGCAACCAUAAUACCAGCAGCACUACCCCCAGCAUCUCGACCAACGCCCAUAAUAUCCAUCGCAGAUCAGACGAAUUUACUUCAACCCGUUCGGCUCGUUAUAAACCAUAUCCACCUUCUGCUUCUCGGGCCGAGUCUCACUUAUCGCAAUCUGUCGGUCGUAUAUCCCACGGGGCUAGUGGCCAUGCUGCUUAUCAUCCAUCCUCCAGCGGCCCUCCAGCCUAUGAUGAGCGUACACCAGCCUCUCGCAGUCACGAGCACGCCCCACAGAGAACAUACGACCCCAACAGUCAAUUCAACCAUGGUCCUCCAAAGGAUAAGUCCCCUCCAUCUCAAUCGGUCAUCUUCAUGGGUCUGCCAAUUCACACCGAUGAGACCAACCUCAGGGCCUUCCUUGAAGAGUCUGGCGCAGGGGUGGAUAGCGUGACAAUUAUCUAUGAUCGGAUCACCGGCCAGAGUAAACGCUAUGGGUUUGCUCGCUUCCUCAGUGUUGAACAUGCCCGGGCGUUCGUCGAACCUGCCUUUCCGAUGGUUGUGUGGAAAGAGCCCAGUAGCUCGAGAUUUGAUCGAUCCGGUGACGGUUUGAAGGUUAAGAUUGAUUACAGCCAGAAGGAGAAAGUCCCGUUUGAGGUCAGACAGCGCGAGCGUGAAACCGCCCCACGUAGCACCCCAGCCACACCCUUUAUCAGCGAAAUACCCAACCAAUCGACAUAUUCCUAUAAAUCAUCCUCCGAGUCCUCCCUAUCAACUGUCAUCAACGACGGCGCUAGAGAUAUCGGCGGCACACCAACCUCGAUUCUGUUACUUAGGGGUCUCGACCCGCUUUCUACCGAACAGGAAAUCGCUCAGCAUUUACAACACAUCCCCGACCCUUCGCAGACCGUCCUACCCGAGUCGAUUCGGAAAGUUAUGCUCAUCAAGGAUCGGGUCACCCGCUCCAGUUGGGGUUAUGCAUUUGUUCAAUUUGCCGAAGUUCAGGUCGCCGUUAAGGCUCUAUCAUUGUUGCUCAAUACUAGCCUUUUCCCCCGAGGUUUCCAGAUCAGAUCACGCACGAUCACAGUCACCUUUGCGCACGAGCACUCGUUCCAUCCAAUCUACACACCCUCAGAUUGGUCGUUCAGAGGAGCCAGUGGCCAAGAAUUGGCAUAUUGGGAUGACAAAGCUUACGCAGCUCUUUACAUCUCACCAAUAGCAGAACCCGACCGUGCUUCAUCGACUAGCAGCAAGACGAAGGCUUCAGCACAGUCCAAGCAAUCAGAAGGUCCGAGCAAUGGAACACAUGAAGAAACUGAUUUGGAUGAAUUGUUCUCAUCGAUUGAUCAUGACCGGGAAAGAAAUUCAACCAAGGAAGAAAUCCCGACUGACCAAGAAAAUCCAUCCAACAAUCAAACCAAGUCUCAUACUUUGAACAUCCGAGAAGCUAAUGCAGGUAACAGACUGACAAUCGAAUCGCAAACCUCUGAAGAACGAAAGAGCGAAAACCACAAGGCAGAAUUGAAUACUCAAGUAGAUCACACCAACCCUGGAGAAGGAGGCUCGCAACAAUUUGAGAACACGAAUUCUAAGCCAAAGGGCACUGAAAACAAGACUGAGAAGAAAAAGAACGGCGCUGAACCUAUAGCAACUAAGAAGAUGGUCGCGAACAUUCAAAAGUGGCAAAGCAAACAUGAAGAGAUUGCUUCUGCUGGAACUGCAGACGAACAGAAGUCUAAUCUUACCGCAGCUGCUGAACAAUCUGUCGUUGACGAAGAUGACUUUAGUGAUUUCACUCGCUUGACGUGUGUGUUAUGCCAAAGACAAUUCAAAUCUUCAGAGGACCUACAAAGGCACAAUAAUCUAUCCAAUCUCCACAAGACUAACUUGCAAAACGACAAACUGAAGAAGGCCGCCCGAGCGAAGAAGGCAGUCAAUCUAGCCAAGAAGUCGACCAACUCAGGAACCACCGCUACCGCCCCGAACGCCGCCGCAACAGCAGCGACGGCGGAGGGCAGUGCCCCCAAGUACACCGAUCGGGCUGCAGCGAGGAGAGAAGCCUACGGGCAGCCGGAUGCACCCAACGCCGAUAAACACGAGGCCAAGAAGGCCAGGUAUGAGCCCGCGCCUGCUCCCGCCGUGCCCACCGCUCAGCCGGACAAAGACGGCAUCCAAGCCACCAAUGUCGGCAGUAAGAUGUUGGAGAAAAUGGGCUGGCAGAAGGGCGAAGGAUUGGGUAAUGGGAACGGCAGAGUCGACCCCGUCCAAGCGGCACAGUACUCGAAAGGCGUCGGCCUUGGAGCCUCAUCCAGUGUUCCGGUAGGUCAAUAUGAGGACUCUAAGAAAGGAUUCUUAGAUCAAGUCAAAGACAAAACAGUCCAACGCUUCAAUAAUGAUUCUAGCAACACUAGCAGCAACUAA